AUGGCUUUACAGGAACUCUGCCAUCUGCAGGACUUCUUUGUUGACGCUGCUGAAUACCUUGACGAAAGUCCAAUACAAUUUGGGCAAACCAACGCAGACCAAAUCUCACCGCAGGACUUCAUCCUUUCAUCACUCUCUGGUCCGGUUAAUGCCAGUCAGUCCGCACCUCUGCCUUUUGCUAUGUCUCACGGCACCACCACCCUCGCUUUCACGUUUCAGGGAGGUGUGCUGGCUGCGGCAGACACUCGUUCGAGUUGCUCGGGGUUGGUGGCGUGCCCAGCCUCCCAGAAGAUCCUCCCCAUUCACAGUCACCUGGUGGGCACUACCUCAGGUACUUCGGCUGACUGCGCCCUUUGGAAGCGACUUCUAUCUCGAGAACUGCGGCUUUACCAACUCCGCCAUGGCCGACGGCUGUCCACAAGCGGAGCCGCUAAACUGCUUUCUCACAUGCUUCACCCGUUUAAGGGGACGGAGCUGUGUGUGGCCGCCACAUUGUGUGGGUGGGACGGCGGAAAGACCGAAGACACAAACACAGGUGUCCUCAGCCAUGCAGAGAUAGAUGGCACUCUGGAAAAGGCGUCAUCGACGAUUGCUGGGCUACAGCGUUGUCCCAGAGAGGGAUCUAGCUUCUCCGGACCAAGUCUGAGCUACGUCUGCAGUGACGGUACUCGCCUGAAGGGAACGCUGUUUUCUGUUGGCUCAGGAUCACCUUAUGCUUACUCAAUAUUAGACCAAGAGGUGAAAUGGGAUCUGACGGUGGAUGAGGCUAUUUCAGUGGCCAGAGAGUCUGUGUUCAGAGCUACACACAGGGAUGCAUACUCUGGGAACUGUGUAGACGUCUACCACGUCACCUCAAAAGGCUGGACUCGCAGAAGCAGAGAGGAUCUGAAGGAGGAAUAUUACAGAGAAAAGGCAAGACAAACAAAGAGGGACAGACAGGCUCAGAGACAGAGGAGGCUGGUCUGGGGAGGUCUGGGCAGUCACGGAGUUGUUGAGGCAGUGAAGUUUCCAGAGGGUGGGGGCGGCGAUGGAGAAAGCUCUGUCACCCCAGGUUUGGAGCUUGGUCCUGCAUGGGAAGGACAGGAGGUUGGCGUCGGAGGAGCGGAGGGAGCGAGAUGGAGUGUGGUGAUGGAGCAGGUAAAUGAGGUACGGAGGGGCCAGAUUGUGAAGGGCUUUGAGCGUGAGAAGAAGGACUUUGAACUGGAUGCGGUAAGGAACAGGGAGCCAGUGGAGGUUCUGAAGGACUGA
Molecule: messenger RNA, 1248 nt
Organism: Thalassophryne amazonica
Lineage: Eukaryota; Metazoa; Chordata; Actinopteri; Batrachoidiformes; Batrachoididae
Product: proteasome subunit beta type-11-like
Exons: 4
Coding region: 1-1248 (415 amino acids)
Cellular component (GO): proteasome core complex
Source: RefSeq, a predicted model, not a curated record